Lodderomyces parapsilosis is the source of this 1938-nucleotide messenger RNA. RefSeq lists its product as uncharacterized. Gene Ontology annotation, cellular component: nucleus. The record is from RefSeq and is a predicted model, not a curated record. The transcript has a single exon. Gene Ontology annotation, molecular function: double-stranded RNA binding; ribonuclease III activity. Lineage: Eukaryota; Fungi; Ascomycota; Pichiomycetes; Serinales; Debaryomycetaceae. The coding region runs from base 1 to 1938 and encodes 645 amino acids. Gene Ontology annotation, biological process: primary miRNA processing; rRNA processing; regulation of gene expression.
AUGUCGAAAGAACAUGAGUUAUUGCUUAAUGUGGUUGAGGACUUGUCUGGAAUAAAGUCAAUUGUCCCUCAACUACAAGCAACUUUCAACAUUUUGAUGACAAAAACACCCACCCAAGAGCGAUACCAAUACCUUUCAAACAUCAUGUCAUCGGAUGUUUCAGGCGAAGCAGCUAGCACGGUGGAGAAAGUACAAGCAUUGAUCCAAACUCCACAAACCAAGGUUUCAGUGCGAUUGAAAGAAUUACAUGACAUGGGGAAACUACCUUUGCUAACUGCAUUGUCAAAAAUUGGGUUCAAGCUGACACUACCAGAACAAGAACGAGAAUUGGGUGCAUUCUUGGAUAUUGUGCCUACAGAAGAAGAAAAUUCCGGUAAAAAAGCACUGUUUGAUCCUGAUGCUCCGAAGUUGUCAGUUGACUACUUUUCGUAUCCCCCAACUUUGCCAUUUAUAUCCGAUCAAUUGUUACUAAUAAGAGUAUCAACUGACAAGUCCUAUCGCCAACCAAGCGAUUUCAUUGAGCUGACGUCAGAAAAAUUUACAAACUCACACAAUGCAAAGUUGGCUCUACGAGGACAAGCUCAAAUGGAAUUGAUGUUGUUAGAUUUGUUGAAUGAAAAAUUUCCCAACUUGUUUGAGAAGGAUUUGUUAAUGAUUCGAGAUCGAUUCAUGUCUUCGGAGAUUUUGGCAAAAUUUGCAUUUGGCUAUAAUUUAGUCGAUGUGAUGAAGUACAAUUUAUCAGUUGAUGUUAAUGACGAAGCCAAGAUGGAGGCUUGUGCCAACAUCUUUUUAGCUUAUAUUGCUGGGUUGCAAGUGGAUGGGUAUGACUUCGAAGACAUCAAGUCGUGGUUGAAAGCAUUGUAUCAACCUUUGCUUUCUGACUCGUUUGCGUCGACAACGCCGGUUGCCAAGGUUGCUUUGAUUGAGUUUGAAUCAUUGCUCAAGCUGAUAACUAAUGUGAACCGAUACCCACAAAGUAUAGUGGAUUACGAGUUUCUCGAGGUGCAAACGGAUCCCUAUGUUGUUCAGCUUAUUGUGGGCCAACAUAGAGAGGUAUUUGGAGUUGGUAUGUCAAACACCAGUUACGACGAUGCUAAAGAUCGUGCUGUAAUGGACGUGAUGGAGGACCAGACAAAAAUUGUUCGCAUAUUUACCAUUAUUAAGCAUCAGUACAUUAAAAGCGGGAGUGGUGGCGAGAAUGAUUCGAGGUCAACGUUGGGAGAACUACCUAUGGAUGACAUUGUUUUUCCCAACUCAAACCGGGGCUCUGCACAAGUGAACUACAUUGCAGCAGCACCACAUUCAAGCAGGCUGCCCUCAGUUUCAAGCUCGCAACUAGCGGCACUGUAUAUCUCCGGCGGAACAAUUGAUAGUGUCUCUAAUCUAAUGGUAAAUGAAAUGUCGUCCCGCGAUCAAAGUCAAGCAAUGACAAGAUACAGCCAACAGAGCCCACCACCACAAGCUUCGUAUUCACAGAAGCAGCAGCAGCAACAACAGCGGAUGUAUGAACAAUCGCAAGGGUAUGGACAAGGAUACGGACAAUCGCGUGCAUUUGGACGAGUUUCACCACAAUGCACUUACACUCCAUUAAGCGAACGACAUAACCCGUACCAGUCAUCAGGAGGGUAUCCAUCUCUGAGCCACGGUCACCCAGAUUAUGAAGUUCCCUUGCUGCAUGAGACUAUUCCAUUAUCACAUCGUGACAUUGACAUGCAUGCACGAAGUGAUUUGUAUGCGAUGUUGGGGCCCUUGCAAUUGAAGCCAGAGUAUAAACUUACCCACGACGGGUCACAGUACUUUUCGUUAUGCACGUGUAAUGGGAUAGAUCUCGGUGCUGGUAUUGAUACCAGUAAACAAAAGGCUGCGCAAAAAUCAGCCAUGGCCGCAUUAAGCAAUCGAAGUGGCUUAAUCAGGCUCGGGGUAACUCCAAGGAACUAG